AUGGCCACAGUGACUGAGAGUCCGCAGAGAGCUCCUCUGCAUACCGACGGUCAUGCCGAUUUGACGUCGAACCGAAUCGUGCCAAUCCCGACACCGACCCCGUCCAUCCAAAUGUCAGCUCCGUCUCCCGGCGACCCUAUGGAGAUCACCUCCCCCGCCAAUCCAAGUAGCACUUCGCCCUCGAGUAAGAGCAACGAUCCAGGCGCCAACGGCGCGUCUAAGAAUACCUCGCCCAUUGAACACUCCGCCAACAACUCGCUCACUAUGCCUGCUGCGCCCGCCGCCGCUGCCGCUGCCGUUCACCAACCAAAGAUCGUGCAGACGGCCUUCAUUCACAAACUGUACAGCAUGCUUGAGGACCCCAGCAUCCAGCAUCUAAUUUCGUGGUCGGCGAGCGCCGAGAGCUUCGUCAUGUCUCCGACAGCCGAUUUCUCCAAAGUACUUGCGCAAUACUUCAAACAUACCAACAUAUCGUCCUUCGUCCGGCAACUAAACAUGUACGGAUUUCACAAAGUGAGCGAUGUCUUCCACACCACAAGUCCCGAGACUGCCUUGUGGGAAUUUAAACAUGGAAAUGGCAACUUCAAGAGAGGCGACCUAGUUGGUCUUCGCGAAAUCAAACGCCGCGCUUCCCGACACGCUCUCGUCCAUCGCGAAUACCCAAACGCCAAGCCAAGCCCGUCACAGCCCGGGACACCCGCGGAACCGAUGCCGCCCCCCAACGAUGGUUCUGAUCCGCGAAUGUCUGGGCUCGAACAUACUCUAUACGACCUCAGCAUGCGAUUGCAGAGGAGCGAGGAGAACGCUCACUACAUGCACAUCAAGCAACAGGCAGUCAUGGAAACCAUGUCGAGACUCCUUCAGUUCAACCAAGAACUUUCAAGGACGGUUCUCAGCUUAGUACCUAGUCCUGACCAUCCAGUACACCGAGAUGUUCUGAACUUGCAGGGAGAAAUGGCAAGGCAGGCAGACAUGCUUCGGACGAUCGACGACCCCCAGGAAUCGCCAUUCGCAAACAGCCGAGCUUACUUUUCCAAUGUCGAGAAUGCACCUGUUUCGCCUCGACAGUUACCCCAAGAUGACCCCAGGCGGAGUGCAAACCUUGCAGUCCCUCAGCCGAGGGGGCAGAAUUUCUACCGGCCUCCCGUGCCCUCGAACCUUUCCGUCAGCACGCGACGGCCAUAUGGCUCAAUCGGAGGUGGCACAGCGCCCCAGGCUUCUUCUCCCUUGCGAGGGGCGCCACCACCACCACCCCCUGGACCACAUCCCUUGGCUCAAGUCGAGCCGCCUCCUGGAAGUCUCGCAAGACGCCACACAUCUGCCGAUAUUCGUGCACACGGCUGGCAACCGAGUGCCCCGCCACCGUUCGCUUCGGGCCCUCCGUCCGGGCCCCCUUCGGGACCAUGGCCAUCGUCGCCAAGUCGGCAUGCCCCGGAAGAUCAGCGCAUCAGGGAGUCUCUUUCUACUUAUUCUCUGCAGAACGCGUCUCAUUCGCGGCCCAUGUCGAGGCCCACGACGCCCCCAGGCGUUCCCUUCUCGAACGGUAGCGGCGGCGGGGCUGACGCUUUUGGCAACUGGUCGUGGAACUCUGCCAACCGGGACAACAAGAACUUGGCCAUUAGAGAUAGCUCAGGACCCCCCACCCGCCGCGGCAGCAUGGCGCACAUUCUCAAUCCGACCGACACGGCCGAGCGUGACGAUGAAGAUGAGGACCCUCGGGGCGACGAUGACCGGAAGCGCAAGCGGAUACAGUGA
Messenger RNA from Colletotrichum higginsianum IMI 349063, 1755 nucleotides. Its product is annotated as HSF-type DNA-binding protein. The record is from RefSeq and is a predicted model, not a curated record. Gene Ontology annotation, biological process: regulation of DNA-templated transcription. Gene Ontology annotation, molecular function: DNA-binding transcription factor activity; sequence-specific DNA binding. NCBI's taxonomy places the organism in Eukaryota, Fungi, Ascomycota, Sordariomycetes, Glomerellales, Glomerellaceae. The coding region runs from base 1 to 1755 and encodes 584 amino acids. The transcript has 5 exons.